CCCAAACCCACACUGAUCAGAAAGCACGACCAAGGACCAGAAGCCAGACCGCAGCUGCAACAUUAGCCAUUUCAAACCCCUCCAAUCCAUACAUGCAGCAGACUGACACCCACUAUGAAGAUGUAGCACGACCACGAACACGAAGCCAAACAGCAGCAGUGCAGCUCACCAGCUCAAAUCCCCCUGCAACUCAGACUAAUCUGAGCACAACCAAGCCCCCACCCAAACAGGACAUACCCCCACCCAAUCAGAGCACAAAAAAAACCCCAUCCAAUCAGAGCACAGCCAAGCUCCCACCCAAUCAGUUCAAACCCCCACUAGCAGUUAAAAAGGAAGAAACAGCUGCAAUCACACAUUGCUCCCAGAAGCACGAAGCUGAAGCCUGAAGAUGACGAAUGAGACUUCGUUGAAACGUCGCCAAGACACUUCCAAUUUUACGCGGGAGAAAACCCGAAUAACCAAAGACCUACAUAUAUAUAUAUAUAUAUAUGAAGAAAAAAAACAAUAGGACAGGAACAGUAGGCACGUUUGUGCUCUUAUGCACGCCCCUUAUGGUCAUCAUCAUCAUCAUCACCUCUGAGCUGAAGAAGCUUCUUGGACAAGAAACGAAACACAUGUUCAAAUAAAAAACAGAAGUCUGAACAAGUCCAGUUGCCCCUUACUUUUGGGUACUAGAAUGAUAAAAGAUAUCUGGAAUCAGGCUCAUGGUGUGCCUUGUCACUUGUGAUUCAACAAGUUACUGAAGCACUAAAAUCUCUUCAACCUUUGCAUUCACUAUUUUUUCUUUUUGACUUACCACUGGUGUUAAAAUCUCAUAGAACAUAGAAUAACAGAGUUGAAAGUGACUUUGGGGGUCAUCUAGUCCAGCCCCCUGCUCAAGCAGAAGUCCCUAUACAAUUUCAGAAAAGUGGCUGCCCAAUCUUUUCUUGAACGCCUCCAAUGUUGGAGCACCCACAACUUCUGGAGGGAAGUCGUUACAUUGGUUAAUUGUUCUCACUGUUAGGAAGUUUUUCCUUAGUUCUAGGUUGCUUCUCUCCUUGAUUAGUUUCCACCCAUAGAAGUUUUUUUUUUUUUAAUUUUUAUUUUGUCACAACAGUAUACACAAACAUCGUCAUAAAUAAAAACAACACAUCAUGAAAGAAAAAAAAAUAUAUAAGUAAAAGUAUGAUUGACAAUUUUGGCAAAUUUGCUCUAUUUGACCACAUAGUUGACUGGUGUUUAUUGGGAGAGAGUGAUAUAAAAUGGACCCAGUUGCCUUGGGUUUCAAAUGUAAAUGGUUUGUACUUAAGAGUCUAGAUUAGAAAAAGAUAGUCACAUCAAUUCAUUGCUUGUGAUAGAUAAAAUCCUAGUGGGUCAGAAAGGGGGAAUGGUUACACAAUUUGGAUGAAUUUAUUCCUCUGAGAGGGGAAAAAUAGGGGAUCUAAAGUAGAAAAAAGAGGAGAUCCAAUUGGCAAGUAGAUGAGAUAGGUUUGGAGAUUAGUUUAUAGAGAUGAAAGAGGAUAAAUUUAUUUUAACCAUGCCACUUUUUUAGACCAGAGUUACUUACAGAGAAUGAUGAAAUAACAAAAAGAUAUUUAAAAAUAUAACACUCCCAAUUGUUAAGUCCAAACCUGCAGGUCCUUAAGUGGAAGAGGUCCAGGUUAAGAAAUGCAGGGAGGCAUUGGGGGUGACGGAAGCCCCCACCCCCCUAGGUUGUAUGUAAGUCAUGGGUUGUGUUUCAGGGAACACCAUUCCUGCCUCUGAUCAAAAAUCCAAAGUCUUUAGAUUUAGUGCUUUCACAUUAGAAUUCAAUUAACAUAAACCAUUGAAAAUUCCAAGAUAGUGAUCUGAGGAAUUGUGUCCAAUUUUAUUUUGGCUAUUACUGUAUGGCAUUUCAUCUUUAAACAUAGUCACUUUAGAUUUAUCAUAAUUAUCUGCUAUUCUAUAAUCUCUCUGAGUUUAAGUAAACAAAACCGUAUCUUCUGCAUAAGGCUCUUUUCUCAUAUAGACAGAGGAAAGAAAUACAGUUCACUUAGUUCAUAUACCAAAUCAUUAAUAAAGUAAUUAAAAAAGGAAAAAGGUACAAAACCCAAGCUUGCUUUGUCUUUAUUUUGAUUCACAAUUGUUUUAAAGAGGGUACCAUGAAGAGGAAGGCCCACCUAAAUACAGAAAAUGAAAAUCAAUGAUCCCAUCUUGUCAAAAAACUCCAAAGAAUUUUGAAUAUGGAUGUAACAAUGAAAAAAGAUGACCUUGUGAGGAUUAUUACAUUUACACCACCAUUGUAUAAGCAACGUUACCAUUUUAUUAAGCAGUUGGUGGAUAAGCAUAAACCCAAAAAGGUAGCAGAUUUGGGAUGUGCUGAUUGUAGACUACUCUGGAUGCUGAAAUUCUGCAAUUGUAUUGAAGAACUUGUUGGGCUAGAUAUCAGUGAAGAGGCAAUGAAAGAAAACAUGUAUAUGUUGUCUCCCCUUCCUAGUGACUAUCUUCAGCCAAGUGAAAGACAGCUGACAGUCACCCUUCUUCAGGGUUCGGUUGCUCACAAAGAUCCUUGUAUGCUGGGCUUUGAUAUGGUAACCUGCAUUGAACUGAUAGAACACCUAGAGGCAAAAGAGCUUGAGAAAUUUCCAGAAGUAGUAUUUGGUUUCAUGUCUCCUGCCAUGAUUGUAAUUAGCACACCAAACUCAGAAUUCAAUUAUUUACUUCCAAUUGUAUCAUUAUUUAGACAUCCAGAUCAUAAGUUUGAAUGGAAUCGAACACAAUUUCAGAACUGGGCUGUAGAUGUUGCCACUCGUUAUGAUUACACAGUAGAGUUUACUGGAGUAGGAGAACCACCUCAUGGGAAGGAUGUUGGAUUUUGCACACAAAUUGGAGUUUUUGUAAGAAAAAAACUAAGAAAUGUCGAGCCUGACAGAUCUGAAGAAUAUCAGAGAAGAGUUUAUAAAACGGUUUUCAAAGUCAUAUAUCCAAGCCUUAAAGAUGAAAAGUAUUUGCAGAAUGCAGUGGUCAAUGAAGUUUUUCGAGCAGCAGAGAUAAUUGCAAGGAAACAACUGGACUAUAGAAAAUCUGAAUGUAAAAAGCACUGCGACACUCUUAUUGGAACAGAAUCCCAAUUUCAGCAAUCUUGUUUCCAGAUGUAUUUGGACGAUUUUCCUUUCUCUGAAGCUGAUAGUAAAAUUAUGCAGCCAAUGGGUAGGGGAAAUGUUAUCUAUGUACCUCUUGCAAAAAUCUUUUCUUUUUCCAAAGUGAAUCAACUUUGUGGUACCUUUGAAAAACUCAGUAAGCUCAUAACUGGCAAAAUUACACUAAGCCAUGAUGGUUCUGCAGUGAUGAUUGAGAUGGAAUAUGAAGAUGAACAACAGGAUAAUGAUCAGAAUUAAAAAGAACUGUUCCUGUCAUGAACAGAACAGUAUAGUAAUUGAAAUACUAGUAAUUGCUGGUUUAAAAUUGGACUUAAAUACUGUAAUCAGAUGUGACAUUUUCACAUUAAAUUGGAUUAUAGAUGGUCGAGUAAUUUCUUAGUGUCCAAGAGUGGCACUUGGUUUUGUUUUUCACCUGAAGAAGGUAGCUUAUUGAGGCCGUUGCCCACAAAGUGGAUAAGGUAAUGAUAUAUUAUAUAGUACUUAAGUGGGGGGAUCCUCCUUUAAAAGUGUAACAAAAAAUAAAAAAUUCAAACCCAAGUAAACAAUACAACUUUUCAAAUAAUUGGAAGUAGAGUGAAAGUGAAGUUUACUCAUCUGUGUGUUUUACUACAUAACUCUGAAUAAGGAUGCAUGUGAAAAGAUGUCAGUCUAAUCACAAAGCAAAAAAAAUUAUUGAAACAAAAGUUUUAAAAAUGAUUUUUCUAAUUUUAAUACUGGAAAAAGUAAAAUUUAAGGAGUUUUGUACUAAAAUAUAGAGAUUGCUGUACAAAAGAUAAUUAGUAUAUACUAGAUAAAAUGAAGUAUUUGCUAGUAAUACUAAAAUAUGGUAAACAUUAAGUACUUAAUAAAUCCCCUGUAAUCAUG
Molecule: messenger RNA, 3983 nt
Organism: Ahaetulla prasina
Lineage: Eukaryota; Metazoa; Chordata; Lepidosauria; Squamata; Colubridae
Gene: HENMT1
Product: HEN methyltransferase 1
Exons: 7
Coding region: 2202-3356 (384 amino acids)
Biological process (GO): piRNA processing; RNA methylation; siRNA processing
Cellular component (GO): cytoplasm; nucleus
Molecular function (GO): RNA methyltransferase activity; O-methyltransferase activity
Source: RefSeq, a predicted model, not a curated record